CACAUAUGCCCACUCCCUCCCACCUUCCCCACCCUCAUUGGCUCCCCCGCCUGCCUCCCCUUCUCCAUCCACCAACUCGCCGCACACUCAACCCCGCCUCGCCGCCGCACACCACCCACCGGCGAAGAGAAGAAGUCGUGGUUUUUCUUGGCUGCAAGAUGAUAACGGGGGCGGACUUCUACCACGUGAUGACGGCGAUGGUGCCGCUGUACGUGGCGAUGAUCCUGGCGUACGGGUCGGUGAAGUGGUGGCGCAUCUUCACGCCCGACCAGUGCUCCGGGAUCAACCGCUUCGUGGCGCUCUUCGCCGUCCCGCUCCUCUCCUUCCACUUCAUCUCCACCAACAACCCCUACACCAUGAACCUCCGCUUCAUCGCCGCCGACACCCUGCAGAAGCUCAUCGUCCUCGCGCUCCUCACCCUGUGGAGCCACCUCUCCCGCCGCGGCUCCCUCGAGUGGACCAUCACCCUCUUCUCCCUCUCCACGCUGCCCAACACGCUCGUCAUGGGGAUCCCGCUGCUGAAGGGGAUGUACGGGGAGUUCUCCGGUAGCCUCAUGGUGCAGAUCGUGGUGCUCCAGUGCAUCAUCUGGUACACGCUGAUGCUCUUCAUGUUCGAGUACCGCGGCGCCAGGAUCCUCAUCACCGAGCAGUUCCCGGACACCGCGGGCGCCAUCGCGUCCAUCGUCGUGGACGCCGACGUCGUGUCGCUCGACGGGCGGAGGGACAUGAUCGAGACGGAGGCCGAGGUGAAGGAGGACGGCAAGAUACACGUCACCGUGCGCCGCUCCAACGCGUCGCGCUCCGACGUCUACUCGCGGCGCUCCAUGGGGUUCUCCAGCACCACGCCGCGGCCGAGCAACCUCACCAACGCCGAGAUCUACUCGCUGCAGUCGUCGCGCAACCCGACGCCGCGGGGCUCCAGCUUCAACCACACUGACUUCUACUCCAUGGUCGGGCGCAGCUCCAACUUCGCCGCCGGGGACGCGUUCGGGGUGCGCACCGGCGCCACGCCGCGGCCGUCCAACUACGAGGAGGACGCGGCGGCGCCCAACAAGGCCGGCAGCAAGUACGGGCAGUACCCGGCGCCCAACCCGGCCAUGGCGGCGCCGCCCAAGCCCAAGAAGGCGGCCAACGGCCAGGCCAAGGGCGAGGACGGCAAAGACCUCCACAUGUUCGUCUGGAGCUCCAGCGCGUCGCCCGUGUCCGACGUCUUCGGCAACGGCGCCGAGUACAACGACGCCGCCGCCGUCAAGGAGGUCCGCAUGGCCGUCGCCUCGCCGCGCAAAGCGGACGGCGUGGAGAGGGACGACUUCAGCUUCGGGAACAGAGGCGUCGCCGAGAGGGACGCGGAGGCCGGCGACGAGAAGAGCGUGGCGGCGGCGGUGUCGGGUGAGCAUGGCAAGCCUGGCUUGACGCCGGCGCCGACGGCGAUGCCGCCGACGAGCGUGAUGACGCGGCUCAUCCUGAUCAUGGUGUGGCGCAAGCUCAUCCGCAACCCCAACACCUACUCCAGCCUCAUCGGCCUCAUCUGGUCGCUCGUCUGCUUCCGGUGGAACUUCGAGAUGCCGGCGAUCAUCCUGAAAUCCAUCUCCAUCCUCUCCGACGCCGGCCUCGGCAUGGCCAUGUUCAGCCUCGGGCUGUUCAUGGCGCUGCAGCCGCGGAUCAUCGCGUGCGGGAACAAGGUGGCGACGUUCGCCAUGGCGGUGCGGUUCCUGACCGGCCCGGCCGUCAUGGCCGCCGCCUCCAUCGCCGUCGGCCUCCGCGGCACGCUCCUCCACGUCGCCAUCGUGCAGGCAGCGUUGCCACAGGGCAUUGUCCCCUUCGUCUUCGCCAAGGAGUACAGCGUGCACCCCGACAUUCUCAGCACGGCGGUCAUCUUUGGCAUGCUCAUCGCGCUGCCCAUCACGCUGGUGUACUACAUCCUGCUGGGGCUGUGACUGUGAACAACCACCACCAAGAACAGCAUGUUUUUGCAGGUGAGGGUCGUCAUGUUUGCAGCGAGUGCCGGGACAGAGGAGAAGACAAAGGGCUGCAUGCAUGCAUCACGCUGCAGUCACCCACCAGUUCACCAUGGAGGAGGAGGAGCAAGAAGCCAAGCAACCAAGCAGCAAUGCAGUGCAGCAGCUGGGUUUUCAUUAGAGUUUUUUUAGGUGUAGAGAUCGAUGGAUGGGAGUAUGGAUAAUUGUUUUAGGGCAGAGAGUUCCAAAAAUUGCAGGCAUGUGCAAAGGCUUUGGAGGGAGGGGAGGGGGAGGGGACAGGGUUCAGGUUUUUAGUACAGGGCCUGGGGGUUUAUAGGGGAGUGAGAAUGUGAGAUGCAUCGCUUGGCUGGGUUGGCUGGCCUUGUGGUGAAAUGGGUGUGUGUCACUUUGGUGGAAAAAAAACAAAUGGUUUAGUAGAGCUCUUGUUCAUCCUACGGUAUAGUAGUACUUUGGCAUGGCACAAUGCUUCGGCUUUGAUUAGCAAGAUUAAUCAAUAAUACUAGUAAUAGCUAAGUGACAUGGUUCUAAGCAAUGCUUUA
Molecule: messenger RNA, 2518 nt
Organism: Oryza sativa Japonica Group (Japanese rice)
Lineage: Eukaryota; Viridiplantae; Streptophyta; Magnoliopsida; Poales; Poaceae
Source: RefSeq, a predicted model, not a curated record